This is a messenger RNA of Phalacrocorax carbo (great cormorant), 2027 nucleotides long. The record is from RefSeq and is a predicted model, not a curated record. NCBI's taxonomy places the organism in Eukaryota, Metazoa, Chordata, Aves, Suliformes, Phalacrocoracidae.
GCGGGGCGGGGCGGGGCGGGGGCGGCGGCUUCCCCUUCCCGCCCGUCCUCCACUGCUGCUCGCGCCGGGACGGGCCCUGAGCCGCCAGGCCCGGCGGCGGCGGGCGGGCCGGCUUUGUGCGUGUGUCCGUGUCCCCGACGGCCUGACCAUGGGGAUCUCCUCGGCUCUGCCCCGCCGCUCCGCCUGGAGUCACUGGGCUCAGCCAAGAUGGCUGACAAGCUUCCGCGGGAGGAGCCUGGCGCAGAAGAGCGUGGGUUCGGGCCUGCGGACGGCUCAGCAGUGGAAACAGCCAGGUGCGCCCACAGGGGUGGUUUCCAGGCCGUGGGGCAUGAGGCCUCGGGGGAGGAGGCCGCUGCACGCAGCCUCGGCCAGCUUCCAGGAGGUUAUGCCGACUAGUGAGCGUUACAGAGUGCAACGCCUGCCCUUCUCCCAGCUGUCCGAGAGCGAUGUGGCUUUCUUUGAGCGCAUAAUGCCAGGUAGAGUCAUCACAAAUCCGGAAGAACUGAAACCAUUUAAUGUGGACUGGCUUAAAUCAGUGCGAGGCUGUAGCAAGCUGAUGUUGAAGCCGCAGACAACAGCAGAGGUGUCUCAAGCUCUCAGGUACUGCUAUGAGAGGAACCUGGCAGUGAACCCACAGGGGGGCAACACGGGCCUUGUCGGGGGCAGCGUUCCCGUCUUUGAUGAGAUCAUUCUCUCCACUGUUCUCAUGAACCAGAUCAUCAGUUUUGACAACGUGUCUGGAAUCCUUGUGUGCCAAGCUGGCUGCAUCUUAGAGAAACUCAACGAGUACUUGGAGGAGCAGGGGUUUAUCAUGCCACUCGACUUGGGAGCGAAAGGUAGCUGUCACAUUGGUGGUAAUGUGGCCACAAACGCUGGAGGCUUACGGCUCUUGAGAUACGGCUCUCUCCGAGGGACGGUGCUAGGACUGGAAGUGGUGCUGGCUGAUGGCUCAGCUCUGGACUGCUUGGCUUCUCUGCGCAAAGAUAACACUGGCUAUGAUUUGAAGCAGCUUUUCAUCGGAUCUGAGGGGACCUUGGGAGUUAUCACUGCUGUCUCCAUACUCUGUCCUCAGAAACCUAAGGCUGUGAAUCUGGCAUUCCUAGGGUGUCAGAGUUUCGCUAAGGUUCUGGAAACAUUUACAACCUGCAGAGCCAUGCUGGGAGAGAUCCUGUCUGCUUACGAGUUCAUGGAUGAGAAGUGCAUGGAACUGGUUGAGAGACAUCUCAAGCUGUCCAGCCCAGUGACAGGCAGCCCUUUUUAUGUUUUAGUUGAAACUUCGGGCUCCAACUCAACCCAUGAUGAAGAAAAAUUGAACAGUUUCCUAGAACAGGCCAUGAGUUGUGGUUUGGUUGCUGAUGGAACUGUGGCAACGGAUGAUAAGAAAAUAAAGAUGCUGUGGAGCCUGCGGGAGAGAAUCACAGAAGCCCUCACUCACGAUGGCUAUGUCUACAAAUAUGACAUCUCCCUCCCUGUGGGAAAGCUGUAUGAUCUCGUGACUGACACAAGGGCUCGGCUGGGCUGUAGUGCCAAAAACGUGGUGGGCUACGGCCACUUGGGAGACGGAAAUUUGCACUUGAACAUCACGACGGAGUGCUAUAGCUGUUCCCUGCUGGAUGCCAUUGAGCCAUUUGUGUAUGAGUGGACUGCAAGAUACAAUGGCAGCAUCAGUGCAGAGCACGGACUGGGCUUCAAGAAAAAGCAGUUCAUUCAGUACAGCAAACCCAAAGAGGCAGUCUUUCUAAUGCAGCGUUUCAAAGCCAUGUUAGACCCCAAAGGGAUCCUCAAUCCGUACAAGAUGCUGCCCUCCAGUUCCUGAGAGCAACAUGCACUGAGAAGCGAGCAGAUGCCAUCCAUGAGGGUGGCAUCUCUAGCUCAGUAACUGCACUUUCGCCAUAGGCAAACUGAUGGAUCAAGCAAGCAUGUGGAAUGCUCCUUGUUUUAUUUCCUUAGCGUGACGGAACAAGUAAAGGAAUGUGGUUUCUCUUUCAGGGGUGCCCACUAUUUCUGAAUAAGAGCAUGUUACUGGU